GUAAUCAAAAUCAAAUCAAGAACGAACAAAAAAAUGUCUGAUGCAAGAAGAGCCUGGUCGGAUAAUACACCACGCCUCACCCCUCACCACUAUCGCCACCGCCUUGGAGCCUCCGCCUUCUCCGAUCGCGGCGCCUCCGCCUCGCUCGAAAUGGCCGCCACCUCCGCCCCUGAACCCGCCGCCCCCCUCCGCUCGGUUCUCCUCGGCGUCGAUGUUGGCACCGGGAGCGCUCGCGCUGGCCUUUUUGAUGAGGAUGGGAAGCUUCUAGGUUCUGCUAGUAGCCCAAUACAGAUUUGGAAAGAUGGCAAUUGUAUUGAGCAAUCUUCAACAGACAUCUGGCAUGCAAUCUGUGCUGCUGUAAAAGCAGCAUGCUCUCUUGCAAAUGUUGCAGGGGAAGAGGUGGCGGGUUUGGGAUUUGCAGCUACUUGUUCUCUCGUUGCUGUGGAUGCCGAUGGCUCUCCUGUUACAGUAUCUUUGAGCGGUGAUACAAGAAGGAACAUUAUAGUAUGGAUGGACCAUAGAGCUGUCAAACAAGCCGAAAAGAUUAAUUCCUCUAGUUCACCAGUGUUACAGUACUGUGGUGGAUCUCUUUCUCCUGAAAUGCAGCCACCGAAGCUCUUAUGGGUAAAGGAAAAUUUGCAAGAAUCUUGGACAAUGGCAUUUAGGUGGAUGGACUUGAGUGAUUGGUUGGCGUACAGAGCAACAGGAGAUGAUACUCGCAGUCUGUGCACCACAGUCUGCAAAUGGACAUACCUUGGUCAUGCACAUAUGGAACAGAUCAAUGAGAAAGAUUCUCGAAAUAUGGAAGCUUGUGGAUGGGAUGAUGACUUUUGGGAGGAGAUUGGCUUAGGUGAUCUUAUAGAUGGACAUCAUGCCAAGAUAGGACGGAGUGUAGCUUUCCCUGGCCAUCCAUUGGGUUCUGGUCUAACCCCAGAUGCUGCGAAGGAAAUGGGUCUGAGAGCAGGAACUCCUGUUGGAACUUCAUUGAUUGAUGCUCAUGCUGGUGGUGUGGGGGUAAUGGAAAGUGUGGCUGUGCCAGAUUCUGAAUCUAAAGAGUAUGAGAAGGGAGCUAUUUGCCAUCGCCUGGUUCUUGUCUGUGGGACUUCUACUUGCCAUAUGGCUGUAUCUCGCAGAAAACUGUUCAUUCCAGGGGUCUGGGGUCCAUUUUGGUCAGCCAUGGUACCUGAAUACUGGCUCACAGAAGGUGGACAGAGUGCUACUGGUGCAUUACUGGAUUAUAUAAUUGAAAACCACGUUGCAUCUCCUCGCCUUGCAAAUCGCGCUGCUUCUCAAAAUAUUUCAGUCUUUGAGCUACUGAACAAGAUACUGGAAUCGAUGAUGCAAGACCUGAAAUCUCCUUUUCUUGCUGCUUUGACUGAAGAUAUACAUGUGCUUCCUGACUUCCAUGGAAACAGGUCUCCUAUUGCAGACCCAAAAGCAAAAGGGGUUGUAUGUGGCUUAACACUUGACACAAGUGAGAAGCAGCUGGCUCUUCUAUAUCUUGCUACAGUACAGAGUAUCGCAUAUGGUACCCGACACAUUGUGGAUCAUUGCAAUGCCCAUGGUCACCAAAUUGACACACUACUUGCAUGUGGUGGACUUGCAAAGAACCCCUUGUUCCUUCAAGAGCAUGCAGAUAUAGUUGGUUGCCCCAUAGUUCUUCCUCGAGAAAGUGAGUCUGUGCUCUUGGGUGCAGCCAUUCUUGGUGCAGUUGCCUCAAAGAAAUAUUCUAGUCUCAGUGAUUCCAUGAAGGCAUUGAAUGCAGCUGGUCAGGUAUGCACCGCAAAGCCUGAUCUUGUUUUAUUUUAUUUUAUCCAUUUUGUUAAUUUAACAAAGGUAGUAAUCUAUGGAGGUUAUUUUAUUCCAAGGUUGGGUAAAAUCUCCAACAUGGUUUAUUAACCACCCUGCUGGUAGAGGUAUAGAAAUUUAAUGUAAUUCUGAUUUGUCAAAGUUGCAGGAUAUUAUAUUGGCUGAAAUAUAACACCUUUAUAUUUUAACUUAAAACUUAUGUACAUAUUUUGCUACAGCUGAAAAUAUUAAGAUCAACAGAGUAACCUGCAUGUUUUUUGUCGAGUCUUGCUGUUUGUUUUUCAAGUUAAAUUUUGUUUUCAGAUAUUUUGUCUGAACACAAAAAGGUCAAAAGAUUAACUUUUAUCUGAAAUUUAAAGUUUGAAUCACAUUUUUACAUCGAUUUCAAUUCUAAUUUCAAACAAAUUCAGACAUAUUCAAACUUAAAACGACAUGGGGAAAGAAAAAAUAAAUGUCGUUAGUCUCACUCAGACACAAUCUAGGUUGUAAAAACAUCGUGUUUGAUAAACUCAACAAUUUUGGGAAAUACUGGCAGUGAGAGAGCAAGAGCAUUGUGUUAUUACAAUUUAUUGUCAUAACAUGCACAUAUGUCUUGGUUUGUGCUUCUGUUUGUUUUUAGGAGUUGCAGUAGUCCUGGGCAGGCAUAGAAGUAACUAUCAGUAAUGAGGUUGAAUUUAGUUUGGGUUAUUCGAAAGCCUAGACCUGGGAACAUCUUGUUUAUAAUUGGGAAGGGAACUUUGAAUUCCUUUUUAAGUCUGUCAUCAAAUCCUAGGGCUCAACCCUGGACAGGUGGUGGAAACUACCAAGUUGGAGUAUGGUAGGGGUAGAGGGAAUUUUCAGUUGAGCGGUGAAAUAUGUAGAGAUGAAAAAGAACACCAAUGUUUAAAUUUCACCACUUAUCAAUGUUAACCCGGAUUGAUUGAUGGGUGAGCAUCAGAUAUUUCCAGUACUAGGAGGCAGGUCAGUGGUCAGGCUUCUGUUAUGAGAUAUACGACUUGUUAAUAACAUGUAAAUCUAAAGAUUGCAGAGGCAGGUGCUAAUCCAAAAAUUGGCUGGGCCUAGAUCCAGCCCAAGAUUGCCUGGUCCUGCUUUAUUUGCCUACUGAUGGCAUAGAUUUCCGAUUUCAAUAUUGUUUCAAAGUAGAAUUUAGCAGCUCCAAUUUGGAGAGAUUUGUAAUAUAUAGUGAGACCACUCUUUUCUAAUAUUGGGGGUGUCAAGUAGGUUUCUUUAACAUGGAACAGAAUCCUGGCCUGUAGGAGUCCCUUUAAGGGGCUGCUACUGAUUUGAAAUAUUGUUAUUUGGAUUC
This is a messenger RNA of Vitis vinifera (wine grape), 3115 nucleotides long. RefSeq lists its product as uncharacterized. Gene Ontology annotation, biological process: carbohydrate metabolic process. Bases 34 to 1899 code for a protein of 621 amino acids. Gene Ontology annotation, molecular function: kinase activity; phosphotransferase activity, alcohol group as acceptor. NCBI's taxonomy places the organism in Eukaryota, Viridiplantae, Streptophyta, Magnoliopsida, Vitales, Vitaceae. The record is from RefSeq and is a predicted model, not a curated record. The transcript has 14 exons.